This is a messenger RNA of Echinostoma caproni, 492 nucleotides long. NCBI's taxonomy places the organism in Eukaryota, Metazoa, Platyhelminthes, Trematoda, Plagiorchiida, Echinostomatidae. The record is from the annotation of a GenBank genome assembly.
CUGACUUCCUGUAACGCAUCCAUCCGUAUGAACACUGAUGUCAUCAAAUUAAUGGAAAGUAAUCAUGAGGUCACUGUCCUUGGUGCUUCCAAUGAACUGAUGGUGAAAUUCUUCGGUCCAGCCGAAACUCCAUAUGAAGGUGGUAUCUGGAAAGUUCGAGUUGAUUUACCAGAAAGAUAUCCAUUUAAAUCUCCUUCCAUCGGAUUUAUGAAUAAAAUCUUUCAUCCAAAUAUUGAUGAAGCGUCGGGCACUGUUUGCCUGGAUGUGAUUAACCAACAAUGGUCGGCCCUUUAUGACCUAACCAACAUUUUUGAGUCUUUCCUCCCUCAGCUUUUGGCUUAUCCAAAUCCUACCGACCCCCUAAAUAGCGAUGCAGCUUCACUGUUUAUGUUCAAACCGUCGGAAUAUGUCCUAAAAGUAAAAGGUUUUCACUGUCACUCAUCUGAUAGGUUUGAUGUAGGUGAACCUGAAGGAAAUGCUUCAAUUUGUUGA